GCAAGGUGCCGUUCGGAGUGGGGAGGCUCGAUUGCCUGUGUGGCGGCGGCGGCUGUGCUAACGAUGACUGCUUUGUCGGGUCCGGUCCCUCGGCCGCGUGGCGGCGGCUGCUGCUCUGUGCACUGGUUCCGACGGGGGUUGCGGCUUCACGACAACCCUGCAUUGCAGGCGGCUAUCCGAAAGGCGACCUCCGUGCGCUGCAUCUACAUCUUGGACCCCUGGUUCGCUGCGUCCUCCGCGGUGGGCAUCAACCGCUGGCGGUUUCUGCUCCAGUCUCUGGAAGAUUUGGACAACAGUUUAAGAAAACUCAAUUCCCGUUUGUUUGUCGUACGAGGGCAGCCAACUGAUGUUUUUCCAAGACUCUUCAAAGAAUGGGGGGUGACCCAUCUCACUUUUGAAUAUGACUCAGAGCCUUUUGGGAAAGAGAGAGAUGCAGCCAUAGUGAAGUUGGCUAAGGAAGCUGGAGUAGAGGUGACAACAGAGAAUUCACACACCCUUUAUGACCUAGAUAGGAUCAUCAAGCUGAAUGGACACCAGCCACCACUCACUUACAAACGUUUUCAGGCCAUCAUUAGUCGCAUGGACCUGCCAAAAAAGCCGGUCAGCACCAUAACUAGCCAACAAAUGGAGAUGUGCAAGACAGAGAUCCAAGAGAGCCAUGAUGAGACCUAUGGGGUGCCAUCCCUAGAAGAACUAGGCUUCCUCACUGAGGGACUUGCUCCAGCUGUUUGGCAGGGAGGGGAGAUUGAAGCCUUAACUCGUCUGGAUAAGCAUCUGGAAAGAAAGGCAUGGGUUGCAAACUAUGAACGGCCAAGGAUGAAUGCCAAUUCAUUGCUGGCCAGCCCCACAGGGUUGAGUCCCUAUCUUCGGUUUGGCUGCUUGUCCUGUCGCUUAUUCUAUUAUCGGCUUUGGGAACUUUACAAAAAGGUGAAGCGGAACAGCACUCCACCUCUGUCACUCUAUGGCCAAUUACUCUGGAGAGAAUUUUUUUAUACAGCUGCCACAAAUAAUCCUAAAUUUGAUCGUAUGGAAGGAAAUCCUAUCUGCAUUCAGAUCCCAUGGGACAGAAAUCCUGAAGCCUUGGCAAAGUGGGCAGAAGGCAAGACAGGUUUCCCUUGGAUUGAUGCUAUUAUGACCCAACUGAGACAGGAGGGUUGGAUUCAUCACCUGGCCCGGCAUGCUGUAGCCUGCUUUCUAACCAGAGGUGACCUUUGGAUCAGCUGGGAAUCUGGAGUGAGGGUAUUUGAUGAACUGCUUCUGGAUGCAGAUUUCAGUGUGAAUGCAGGUAGCUGGAUGUGGCUUUCCUGCAGCGCUUUCUUCCAGCAAUUUUUCCACUGCUACUGUCCUGUUGGGUUUGGGCGUCGAACAGAUCCCAGCGGUGACUUCAUCAGAGGAUAUCUACCUAGAGUAGGGGCAGGCCCAGCCCCCUCUUCCUGUAUAGACAAGGGCCAUUUUCCCAUUGUGCAUGGACAAGCUGCUUCAAGCCUGAAGGAGGAAUAGGCAUGGGAGCAGUUUCCCUCCAUAUGCAGAGCCCCUCCUCUUUCAGUGCACCUCCUAUCCUUGGGCAGGGGGUUUGGGGAGUUGAGAAUGGGUGGGAUGGGUGGCAAAACAUGGGGAUUACUAUUUUUUAGAAAACAGAUUCUUUUGCUUUAUUCGAAGAAAAGUGCCACCAGUGAAAGCAGUUGCUGCCACCACUGAUCUGGGUGAGCAAGCAAAGGCAAUGGCCCGAGAACAGGCAGGGUUGAAUUUCCCAUGUGUUUGGCAUAGGAGGGGGCUGGUUUGGUGCCUGGGCAAAGAGACUCCUCCACACGUUUGUGGGUUCUGGCUGUGUGCUGGAGACUGCUCUAGUCUGCCAGAUGUUCCACACUUAAUGUUUGCUGUUUAAUUGGACAGAAAUACUGGACUUCCACCAAGAAAGAUUGGAUAGGUGAUACGCUUAGAAAGAUAUGGAAGUGAUGAAUCCAAACCCUGGCUGGGAAUGGGUGUGCAAACUAAGGAAAAGACUUCCUACAAGUCCCAGUAAACAGAUAUCCACUUUGUAUCUGACAUUCUAUGCCUGUAAAAGUAAUCCAGAACUACUGGAGACACUUUGGCAUCUGGACUUUGAAGGAGAGGAGAGUUUGACUGAGAAUUCUGGGGUUAUAGUCCCAGCGUAUUUUGCGAGUGCCAGGUUGUGGGGGGCUCAGGGUGAAAACUAGAACCACUGUCCUCCAAUCUGGUAAUUGAAACUGCUCCUCUGUGGCAACUCUGGUUGUGCUAUCCCCUCUCUUUCAUCUUUAUCUGCAGAUCCCAACUUCGAAGGGAUGGGAGUAAUCUGGAUCCUACAGUGAGCUGAGAGCCAUGUAUCUGAUUCAUCCAUGUUAAGGGGCUGGGAGAUGUUCCAGCCAUUAAGCACAACACUGAAUCAGAAAAAAGUAGUUAGCUCCUGUUGAGAGGCAAAAGUUAGGGGACUAGCAUGAGUGACAAGGAGCCAAGAGCUGUAGAAAGGUGUGCCUUUGCCUUCCUCCCCUGCCUACAAGCCCCACUUUGCCAGGCAGAGGGUUCUGUGCUUCUGCUGGAUCUGCUCUGAUGACAACAAUGAUUAAACAUUGAUGUUUCAAA
Molecule: messenger RNA, 2601 nt
Organism: Candoia aspera
Lineage: Eukaryota; Metazoa; Chordata; Lepidosauria; Squamata; Candoiidae
Gene: CRY2
Product: cryptochrome circadian regulator 2
Exons: 9
Coding region: 64-1500 (478 amino acids)
Biological process (GO): entrainment of circadian clock by photoperiod; negative regulation of DNA-templated transcription; circadian regulation of gene expression
Cellular component (GO): nucleus; cytoplasm
Molecular function (GO): FAD binding; DNA binding
Source: RefSeq, a predicted model, not a curated record